AAUAUCUCACUAUGAUUUACCGAUUUCUUUUUUCUUUUAUUAUCGUUAAUAUAUCUAGAUUCCUGCUUGAAAGUAUUGGUGAUCCACUGCUGCUGCACACGGAAGCCCGUUAGGCGAAAGCUUCUUCUAUCCGUCCACAACCAUUUGAACCAUUUGCACCGUAGUUUUGCUGAGCGCGUAUUACGGAUACGUUUCGUUUAUGAUCUGGCAAUAAAGAUGGAUCGGAAGGCAGCAAAUUUUGUUCACUCGCAAGCCGUUUCUAGAGACUACAUAUCACAGCCUCGUAUAACUUACAAAACCGUCUCAGGAGUAAAUGGACCUCUCGUCAUACUUGAUGAUGUAAAGUUUCCUAAAUUUGAUGAGAUUGUGAGACUAACUCUUGCUGAUGGCAGUCAGCGAACGGGACAAGUUUUAGAAGUUUGCGGCAAAAGGGCCAUAGUCCAGGUAUUCGAGGGUACUAGCGGUAUUGAUGCAAAGAACACUGUAUGUGAAUUUACAGGAGAUAUCCUUCGUACACCUGUGUCAGAAGAUAUGUUAGGUCGUAUAUUCAAUGGUUCUGGAAAACCGAAAGACAAAGGUCCAGCAAUCCUUGCAGAAGAUUACCUCGACAUUCAGGGUCAACCAAUAAACCCUUGGUCACGCAUUUAUCCAGAAGAAAUGAUCCAAACUGGCAUAUCAAGUAUCGAUGUGAUGAACUCGAUUGCACGUGGCCAAAAAAUCCCCAUAUUUUCCGCUUCUGGUCUACCGCACGAUGAAAUUGCUGCCCAAAUAUGUCGUCAAGCUGGUCUAGUCAAGUUACCCGGAAAAAGCGUUCUAGAUAGUGAUGUAGACAAUUUCGCGAUUGUAUUCGCAGCAAUGGGUGUUAAUAUGGAGACUGCUCGGUUUUUCAUGCAAGAUUUUAAGGAAAAUGGUUCAAUGGAGAAUGUGUGUCUGUUUCUAAAUUUGGCGAAUGAUCCAACUAUCGAGCGCAUUAUAACACCUCGAAUCGCUCUUACAACAGCCGAAUAUUUGGCUUAUCAAUGUGAAAAGCAUGUGUUGGUUAUCCUUACCGAUAUGAGUUCAUAUGCAGAAGCAUUGCGUGAGGUAAUUAGUAGUGUUCUAUAAAUGUACCGUAAUUUGAAUUAAGUAAAAGUAUGAUCUUGAGGGAGAGUCUGGACUUGCCAGCUACUGAUUGGAACGUGGGUGCGUAAAUCGAGUGAUGGCUCACAACUCUAUAUUGCCACAUGAACUGCUUUUCUACGCAUUGUAAUUGUAGUCUUUAUAUUAUAGUGUGCGGUCAUUGAUCCGUAUUGUUUUGUCAUUUUACUUAAAACUUUUCAUAAAAGUCAAGUCUCAUGUACCGGAAUAGCUCGGAAAAUCGUAGAGGAGUUACCACACUAUACGCUACAUAUGCUGCGGAGGUAAUUAUUAUUUUCCGAUUAUUUAGACACUGAUAUAAGUUUUAGUCUUGAGCCACCACUUAGUAGACAAAGAUUAUGAAGCGAGAUAAAUAAGGUUAUAUGGAUCUCUAAACCAAAAAUUCGAAUUUAGUUCAAAAUAUAUGUGGAUAAGCAAUUUUCACAAUAUGAUGCAAUGGUCCAUUAAAGUGAUUAUUUUCCUACCACCACUUCUCUCGGACUUGAUAAUUUUCUUUCUCUGUAGUAAUAUGCUUUGGGAUCUUGACUUAUGUACACCUACCGACUUGAACCAAUGUAUAUUUUUUUCAAGUCUCACUUCACAUAAACUCUGCUUCGAUGGAACCCUUAUCAAAUAAUUAUUUUGACUGCUUAGUAAACCAGUUUAAUAUUCUUACCCAGCUGCUCAUUCUUAAUCAUCAGCUCUACCAUACUCCAUCUUUUAAGACAAUGUGUUAGAGUGAAGUACUAAACAUACGUUGGAAAAGUACUUGUUAACACGUGUUUGAACAUGUAAUGGUCUAGAAAGAAUAACUAUCGUUUCUACUCUUAACAUAGGAUUAUUUACAGUUAUUUUUACUAUCAGGUUCUUUCAUAAUAUGAUCUUUGUCGUUUAGGUAUCGGCAGCUCGUGAGGAAGUACCAGGACGUCGUGGUUUCCCGGGUUAUAUGUACACUGACUUGGCUUCAAUUUACGAGCGAGCUGGUCGGGUUGAAGGUCGCUCAGGGUCAAUCACACAGAUUCCAAUUUUAACUAUGCCUAAUGAUGAUAUUACUCAUCCUAUUCCUGACUUAACAGGUUAUAUUACAGAGGGUCAAAUUUAUGUUGAUCGUCAAUUACAUAACAGACAGGUUAGUGGAAAACUGGAGUAUUUCACUUACUGGGUUGUUAAUUAGUUUAUUCUUUUACAUGAAUUACUCUUUUUGAGUUUAAUGAGUGCAUACUUCAGUAUAGUUAGUUUAUCCAAGUUUUAAUGUCACCAAUGUGGCCAGAUAUUGAAACUGGAACACUCGUUUAAUCCUAGUUACGAGUCAUUUGACUUACAUUUUGGCAUUUGGGGUGUUAGGUACUAGGUUCAAAUCAAAAUUUAAACAUCACUGCCGUGAUACUGGUAGAUUCACUUGACAAUUACUUAGUAGAAUGGGACAUGCAUCAUGGAUUCUACUACUAGCCACAGUCUAACCAUACUCAGUUAUGCCAACCCAUGUUAUGACUUUAAUCAUGUCAGUGCGAAAAUUUAAGGAUUAUUUACGUUAUAAGCGUCAAAUCAUAUUAAAAUUCAAUCAACCUGAAAUGUAAUAAUAGUGUUUGGUUUUGUUGUUAUGCAGUGUGAUUGUGAUUCUUAUAACCAAAUCUAUUUUUUCUUAAGAACAAUGAUACACAUUCACUUUGCUACAUAAACCCAUUUUUAUUUUAUAACCUUAAAAACUCAAUUUAUUCACAUCAAGUUUAUUAGAAAUGUUUCAUGCAAAAUUAAUAUUGUACUAUUUAAGUUUCUAAAACAUUAAUCAUUUAUUAAUAAUAAGAAUUAAUUAAAUUCCAUGUGUUACAUUACCUAGUACUAGUACAUCAUUAAUAGUCUAUUUUUACAAAUAACUGAACUUUUGAUGAAUAUAUUGGAUCCUAACUGAGUUAUUUCUUAUGGUCCCCGAAUGCCCUGGUAUGGCCGAGAGUGGGGAGAGUCCUCCCUCUCGAAACGCUUUCAUAGGACCACGUGUUUAUAACCUCUACCAAGGAAGUCCUGCUCACUGCCUUCUCUCGGUGGGGUGUUGUUAACGAAAUUGAGAGAACGAGAAGCGAAUACCUGGCGCUUAAACUGCAUUGUCGGGUACGAAGUGUUCACCCUGAUUCAAAACCAAUGGCGUACAAAUUCAUUCUUGGUCACUGGAUGCUAUAAGACUACAUCUAACGUUGCUUCACCGCCUCGUGGACUAGGUCUGUAAGUCAAAGGUCCGGGGGGCGACCCCUUAAAAAAACCAUCAGUUCGGAAAUCCGGGUAAUAUCCCAGUCUACACAACAAUUUAGUGAUUUGUGUGGCGCAUAUAUAUCUUGGUGUCUCUUUAGUAGCAAUGUUUGUGUUUGUGAACGAAUGGAUAAUUUUUUCUGACACUAAAUUACUCAUUAUUUGACUAUUACCAUGUCUCUUUUUGACGGGAAUGGAAUGAAAAAUCACAUAGAUCUAUCCUCCAAUCAAUGUGUUACCGUCGUUGUCACGUUUGAUGAAAUCUGCCAUUGGUGUGAAUAUGACUCGUGAAGAUCAUUCUGAUGUGUCCAAUCAGUUGGUAAGUUUUUUGUUUACCUAAAUUUUUGGUUAGUGUGCUUACGGAGGUGAUUAUGGGCUGAGUCGGUUUCUCUAAUUUAAUGUGAAAAAUUCACAGUGUUGAAACAGUUACGACCAAUGUUGAUGAGGAGUUUAUGUGGUAGAGAAUAACGCUAUUCAGUUGAAUACUCAUCAAGGAAAUUCUAUAAAGGCGAAAUAUCACUUACAGAUAUGCUGGAAAAUCAAAUCGAAGCUAUUGAUAGGUUUUUUUAUUCAUUGGUUAAUACCGUAACAUGAUAUCUACUCUUUGUAUUCGAAAGGAUUGUUAGUAUUAUAUAGAGCGUUUUCGAUCAUAAUAGGGAUCAUGAUUAAAUGAAUGGUAUCGUCCUAAAACAUCGGCUUGGUGAUGCAUCGCAAAACUCGUCUCAAAGUUUUGCAUUAAAAACUGACACUGGCACUAACUGCUGACAGAGCGAUGGUUCAUCUGUUACCAUCUUCCGUAACUGUAAAAAGUAACUAUACUUAUAAGAUUUUCAUUGACCCAUCGAGAUUCUAUUCGAGGAUCCUUUUAUCAAACCGCUCAGUGACUUGAGCUGUUCGCGACUGAAGCCAGUAGCCAUCUUAUUGUAAUUCACUAUUUAAUCCUUUGAAAGACGAAAGACCUUCAAAAACGUCUCAAAUCAUUGAAUUAUGUGUUCUGUUGAACGCCGUCCAAGGACUUAUGAUUUACAAACAUUUAUUUGGAUAUUGUUGUGAACUGAUCGUCUUUCCAAUUUUUCCCUCAAGCACUCGUCAGGGAUAUCCAACUUCAAGAGGCCUUAUUUUGCAACCUCAACAUAAAAUUGCUCACAUUGCAGAAUUGUCCCUACCUCCACAUAACUUCCUUGUGAAGCUCUCAAUUGCCAACUGUGUCCUGGAUUUCUCGAAAGGAUGUUUGGUUUUAUCUCUUGCAACGUUGCUAGCUUUCACACAGCUUUUGAGUUACAUGGAUUUCUCGACUAUUUUAGAAACUUGAUUCUGAAGGAUAGAUGGGAACACAAGCUCUUUCUUUUGGGUACUGUAAGAAUUUGCAUAGGAACUGUUGUUCAUUUCUAAUUGUUUAUUCUCUGUUUGGAACCACUCUUAUGGAUGCUAAACUUUCAGAAGCUAUACACAGUAUGAUCGGUCCACACAUAGUACAACUUUUAAUUCCAUAUAGUGAAUUUUUUCAUGGGUGCUAAGUUUCACUACCAUUCAUUUAUCCUCAUAUUUGUAAUAUUUACGCAUUAACAACUGAUCCUUCCAUUUUCUCUUCUUUAUUCUUUUUAUUAACAGUAUGCAUGUUACGCAAUAGGAAAGGAUGUCCAAGCAAUGAAAGCUGUUGUUGGUGAAGAAGCAUUAAGCCCAGAGGACUUACUUUAUUUAGAAUUCCUGACAAAGUUUGAGAAGAAUUUCAUUUCUCAAGGUUAGUUCAAUUAUCUAAACAAUCUCUUUCAUGCAAAUGUCAUCAUAAUUCAAACGUCUUGAUAUACGGAAUAGCCACUUCUGUGUGUAAUCGAGAAAAAAUUACAUAUACGACCCAGUUUAAUUUGGAAGUCGUCAACAUCAACUUAUAACUAUGAUUCGGUUAUAUUCCGAAUUCACGCCUCACAGUUCAUCAUAAUCGACAUGGAGCUUGACAUAAAUGUUCAUCACAUCAUAUCACCAUAAGAAAUCAACACAGCGAGAUGAAAUUAACGAGAUGAGUAAUAAAUGAGUUAAUAUAGUAGUUGUGUCGCUGAAAGUGGAAAAGACUAAACCCUGAAUGGUAUAUUGAUUAUGUGAAUCAUUGUUUGAACUUGAACUAAUAAAUUUGAAGUUGUUGGGCACCGAGUUAACUAGAAGCGUUAUUAGGAAAAUUAUACUCGUAGAAAUGUUAGCGAUUGGAAUAAAAAUAGGGAAUUUGGAGUUUUAAUCCUUUCCUUGGAGACGCUCGGAUGAAACUGCAGUGUGAAACAAUGGGAUUAUUUUGAUUUCAGUCGCUGACAUUUUGACAAAUACAGUUUAUAACUGAAGACUACGAUUCAGCAAGAAGUGAUAUAUUUGAAGGAAAAAAAUUUGACAGAAUAUUUACUGUAAAGACCGAGAGGGUGAAGGUAAAUGGAAAUAGCAUCUGAGCUGUAUCACUCAAUAUCUCCAACUUCUAAUCGUAGUUAUCAUGAGGACUCCAAUCAAACCAGUUUGCAGCUACAAGCCAUAACUCACAUUCUUACUAGUGAGUUAUUCAGUCGACAACCAGUGUUACUUAGCUUUCAUUUGAGUACCUAAGUCGUGUAAAUACCAACCAGGUGAGCUGUUUUAAGGCUCACUGAUUUUUUAUGUUCUGUUGUUCUUGUUGUGUCUAAUUGAAUUAGGUGCUUACGAAAACCGUAGUGUAUUUGACUCACUAGACGUCGGUUGGGAACUCUUGCGUAUAUUCCCGAAAGAAUUGUUGAAACGAAUUCCGUCAAAAAUAUUGGAGAAAUACUAUCCUCGUUAAUUGGUUAGUUGGUUUAUCCUUGAUUGUGAGUAUUCCUACCAUGGAAGUUGCGUUAUUUAUUGAUUGAAGUAAACUCGGAAUAACGUAUAUUAUCGUCAGCUUUUGCAUUCCUAUUUGUUUUCUUUCCUAGCAAUAAUCACUCAUAAUUUUCAUUGCCUAUAAUAUGUAUAAUGGUGGCAUUACCCAACCAUCAUCACAAAUUACUUACUCAUAAUUAUGAUUUGAUUUUGUUUAAAUGUUCAUUCCAUUUACAAAGUUUCCCACCAUAGUUUUCUAUUACACUGUAUUUUCUCUGUUCUGGAUAUUCAAACACUUCAUUUCUCAUUUUUCCUUCACACAUUUCUACAUACAUUAAAUCUUCCUAUCGUUUGAAUUUUUGAAAUAAACUGGAAGCAUAAUAUAAACACUAGUAGUUGAGGUAUCAUUUAAAUAGGGCUAUGGGUUUCAUUUUUUUAUCUUUCAUUUGAUUUGAUUUUGUGCUCAGAACUUCUAAUUACCGAUAUUGAACAAUUAUAAUGAUAAUAAUAGUAAUAAUAUGUGUUCUUCAUCAGUAAUGUCACUUAAGACAUGCAUACAUAGUAGGAUCAUAAACAAAGCAAAAAUGAUACUUGCUCCGAAUGAUGAGAAAUGUACCUUGUAGUACACAAUUCUGUUUUCCAAAUAGUUGAUAAUUUACAGAUAUUUGAAUACUAGUGUACACUGACCACACACACACACACACACACAUACACACAUACAUUGCUUUAAUUGCAUUGUGAAGGCUUUUUUCACGGAAAGAGAGAGGGAACAAGUAUUUCUCAGUGAUAUAUGCAGUUUCGAAGAUAAAAGCAUAUUAAUCAGUUAUAGAAACUGUAAAACUGGAAAUAAAACGUCAUUUCGACAAACAGACGAAUAGUGGAGGAAGCAAAACAGUCCACUGAAGAUAUUACUCUUUACAAGCUCUAGUAUAACUCAGACUAGAUGAUACGUAGUGAGACAAAGAAACAGAUUGGAUAAAAUGGUACGUGCAUAGAUACAUAAAACACACAUUAGAUACAAAAAGUAGAACUGCAGACUCAGUUAUGAGAUAUAUGUGAAGGUACUGUAAUUAUUAUUGGUAGUAAAAGCAUUAGUAUCAGUAGUAACAUUUGUUGUCGUUAUAUGAAAUGAAUCACGACUGGGAAGCAAUGCAAUGAUAUUUGACUAACAGUUUUAACACGAAUAACGAUUCCUUGUUUGAAUUUUUAAAGUUUUCGUCACAACCUAACAUUAGAUGCUUAGCAAAAAUGUAUUUCCAAACGAAAUCCGACUGAUUGGUUCGUAUACUUCAUUGCUACUCACUAUCUUUAAAGUCCCUUCUUUAUCUGUGUUCACAAGCUAAUUACUAAUGUUGAAGUGUUGUGUGACAGACAUUCAGUCGAUUCGAGUUCCUAUUCGCUAAGUCGUACUACAAGAGUCGUUCAUAAAUAGAAUUCACCGUGGACAACACUCAAACCUUAGUCAUUCUCGUUGAGAUUUAAUUGUGUGAACGUAAGCACCAGAAGUGAUUAUGUCUCACUUACAUUAAAACUACCCAAUGUAUGUCAUGGCUUACUAUCCCAUGGAUUACAUUGAUUCAUUUAUCACUGAGAAAUUUUGUCUGUAUUUUUUCACAUAUUCGAUUUUCAUUCAAUAAUAUAACAUAGUCAACUUGAAUAAAUUAUCCUCUUGUAAAUACUUGCUUAUCGAUGUUGUGAGCAGAACGUUUCAUUUAAUGAUUGUGUAUCGAAUUGUAAUUAAAAGAAUAUGGAUUUCAUUUUUAUUUUGUGUGAAGGUUUUUGUUUUCGAAAUAGUUCAAUAAACGUGAAUUCGACCAUUUUAAUUGUUUAUUUAUGUACUUUGAUUUCUAUGAAACGACAACAUAUAUCUACUUAUUUUGCAUAAAUGAAACAAACUCACAAAAUGAUCAUCGCAAGUCAUGUAGUUAAGACCA
This is a messenger RNA of Schistosoma haematobium, 8102 nucleotides long. RefSeq names its product V-type proton ATPase subunit B. Gene Ontology annotation, cellular component: proton-transporting V-type ATPase, V1 domain. The transcript is spliced from 3 exons. Gene Ontology annotation, molecular function: ATP binding; proton-transporting ATPase activity, rotational mechanism. Gene Ontology annotation, biological process: ATP metabolic process; proton transmembrane transport. Lineage: Eukaryota; Metazoa; Platyhelminthes; Trematoda; Strigeidida; Schistosomatidae. Bases 217 to 1104 code for a protein of 295 amino acids. The record is from RefSeq and is a predicted model, not a curated record.